CUCAAAAGUUGUUUUAUUAAAGCUGUAAAAAAGAUUCAAAGUGUACAUGAUUUGUGCUUAUAUCUUUCCUGUUAGAUAUAUGGCGAGAAGUAAUAAGAGUGCGUGUUUGAGCUUAUCAUUUUAACUCGUUCUUGUGGGGACUAAAAACUCCUCAGUAAAUGUGACUACCAGUAUUUCAUAAGUCUGCAAUACAAGCAAAGACAAAUAUUUUCCUACCCAUCCCUAACAAUAGAUUUAAAGUAGAAAUGGUAGGCUUCACCGUAUGUGAAGGUAAACAUUCUGCAUUUGCUCGCAAAUGUUACCUAUCUAGUUUUGAAAUCAUUUUCCUUGUCAAAACAUUUUGUUUAUUUUCAAAUAUUUUACUUGUAGCCAAGAGUAGGCAUCCUGUAGCCCGAUAUUCUGUCGUACGCGCAUACCAACGGGAAAGAAUACCCUAGCAACCGAUCGCCGUGUGCGGUCGGUGCCGAUUUAUAUGUUAAUCCCUAGCCGGCGGCUAGAGAGAAGCGACCAGUCGAACCCGACAGCCAAUACAUUUGUAUAUGUUGUUGGCGACCAUACCCCCCCCCCCUUUCGUCUGAAUAGGUUUAAUACAUGAAGCAAAAGUUUACAAGGUUUGCUUUGCAGUGACAGGUUUGAAAGUUUAUAUAACAAAAAAGUCACACUAGAUAAUGCGAUUUCGUAGCAGGUUUGAACAUCGGCUAAUGUCCAAGUAUGUUGUCAAAUUUGUAACUAGGUCGCCUAGCCUUCGGCGAAGUAGAGAAGAAGAAAACAUUUGAUGACGCACGUCUUCUUGGAAGGCCUGCUUUCAGACCUAUUCACGUGCCAUGCCCACAUAUUAUUCGUCAAACAACAGGUUGGUACGUUUUCACAUGUAUCUGCAACCCGUCAUACUAGAUACUGGAAUUUCUCGGUUGGCCUGAUUGGCCUUUUUUGGCGUACCUUAUUACCUAGAUACAUCGACGUAUCGUGCAACUGAAUCGACAGUCAGUUAGAAGACGCUUGACAGUGGUGACGUCACGAGAUGGUCAUGGCACGAGAGUUCAUGUUUCUCGCACUUUUCCUGACUUGUGUAACAACAUACAUGUCCAUCAGUUUUCCACGGGGAUGGAAAGACACGGAGAUCUCAGUAAAACCGGCAUUUGCUAAUCUCCAUUCCGCCAAAAGGUCAAAGUUCAAGAGCCUGAUGCAGACAGGAUACCUGCCCUCAACACAGAGAAAUGUAAUAACGUCGGUUCCAACAAGCCUUCCUACCUGUGGCCGUCCUGUCACCAAUUUUGUAUUCAUCAAGGUUCAUAAGACAGCUUCUGGCUCCACGUUUAGGGUCCUGGCGAGGUUCGGCCGGAACCACGGCAUGACCAUCUGCUAUCCCGCGCUCCGUAGGAAGGCAAUACACAUUCAGCUAUCAUACCCAAGUGGAAAACUGACGAAGAAAGACUGUAGACCGUCCCCUGGAAGAAAAUACAACCUCAUCAUACACCAUUCAGUCAUGAACAAGCAAGCCAUGGCCCGAGUCAUGGAGCCCGGCACCAAGUAUAUCGGCAUCUUUCGGGAGCCUCUCAAUCAUUUUCGGUCAAUUUUCUUUUGGAAGAAUAGAAUGGCCCGCCGUAAAGAAAAUCCACUUGGAGAGUUUCUCAAUAGAAAUCACGACCGGAAAAGAUCAUAUUCGAAACAUCAUAAUUUUCAAGCGUACACCAUGGGGUUCCCGAAGAGGCUGAUGACCAGCAAAAAUGAAAGCCAAAUAUACGAAACAAUCAGAACCAUUGCGGGUUGGUACUCGGUGGUCCUGAUAACAGAGUACUGGGAGGAGUCCUUAGUUCUGCUGAAAAGGAAGUUUUGCUGGACACUUUACGACAUACUACACACAACUGACAGACUUCAUGCUCUUCACACUAAGAAAGAACACGUCCCCCUUACUACAGAACAGAAACAAAACCACAGGAAAAUGAGCAAUAUUGAUUAUGUGAUGUACGAUUACUUGAAUGAGACAUUUUGGCAACAUAUAACAAAGGAAGGACCUGAGUUUUGGGAUGAGGUCACGUAUUACAAGACCCUGAACAGUGAGGUGAACAAACAUUGUAACUCAGUAGGUGGUAAAAGAGUCUUUCCUGCUGGUAAAUGGAGCCAGGAAUUUGUGAUUGAUUCAACCUUCUGUAAAGAAUGGAAAUGGAAGGAAGGGCAAUGGGCAGGAGCUUGCUGGAACGAGGUUGAGAAACAAAACAAAGAAGCACAACUGAAGAAAACGAACGGCGUUUAGUGAUUUACACAUACACAUAUUGUGCAUACUGUGUUUUAAGAGUUGACGCACGUGUCUAGCUAUAAAAAAACUGCCUUGAAUGUUAAGGGAGGGCCGUCUUUUGAUUUAUGCCUUAUGUUUGAUUACGUAUACUUAAGCUCAACUUUAUGAAAUUUGGUACAUUCCCUUCAAAUGACCAUGCAAAUGAUCACGGCCCUGGAAUUGAUUUAGCACGCGAGGAUUAUUGUUUUGUAGGUGAAAAGAUAACUUUGUUGCUUGUUUAUAUCAUAUACAGUUAUUAGUUUUAGAUUACAAAACAAAGAUGCAGAAGAGAAUGAGCAUGACGCAUUUGAGACUAUUUAGACGAAGUUAAAGUUUAAGUGAUGAUGAGUAUGUGCUAGCCCAUAAGAUGUUAUUGUAUGCGAGAUAGGGAUUUGGCAAUCUAUGCUACAAUAUCAUAUAUGUUUUGUAAGAUAUAUAUAGUAGUGCAAUGUUUCUAAAAAUACAUAAAAUAUGUUUUAUAGAUGAUUUGCAAAUAAGGUCCAUAUGUUUUUUCAAGGAAGUUUUAAACACAUUAGACACCUGAGAAACAUGUGUGCGGUACUUGAUUAAUGGGUGUAUUAUUAAUAGUUUUUUUUUUUACAUUUUCCACCUUGCAAAGGUAAUAAGAUUUGUUUUAAAUCUAAGGAUACUUUGUUUACUUGGAACUACUUGUUUAUUUUUCUGAUUUUCUAUUAAUUUCUUACUGAUUGAUGUAUCAAGAAAGAUGGUGAAAACAAGUUACUGCCAACUGCAAAUAGUAGUACAUAUAGUAUAUUAGAUACAUAUGCAUAUAUGAUAUAGAUAAAAAAUAACAGAACCAUAAUGAAGUUUAUUUGCAAGUUCUUGCCCGAGGGCUAAUUGCAACAUGAAACAUACAGAAAAUAUAGUAAACAUACAUAAAAUAAAGUAAUUUGGUAUAGAUAACAAUGGUGAAAAAUGUAAUUGAGCAUUGAGGGACGCCACAGCAAAUUGUUCUUGCAUUUGAGUAGGUAUCAUUGGAAGCAUGUUGUUUUCUUUUAUAAAUACAUUAUUUUAGAAGGUGAAAACAUCCUUGACGUCAUAGCAGUUUUUCCAACAUAAUUUCUCAGUAUUGUUAAGACUGGUUUUGCCCACCUUGGCUAAUUAAUUGACAUGGCAACUUUCUGGUGUAAUAAAUGUUUACCUUGUGGCUAUCUUAUAAAAUCGUCAAUAAAUGGACAGCUAUCAUGUCCAUAAGAUAUAUUCUUACUACACAGGUUUCACAUCGAUGUUGUUAACAUUAAGUUUGGACAAAUGGCAGUGACUUAAGAUUCAAUAGCUAUUAUAAAGGCAAUACAUUGAUAGAUUUGCACUAUUUAACAACUAUCCCGCGGCACACAUGGCAGUGGACAUAAAUGAUACGUGAACGUAAUCUUUGCUUAUUCAUAGCUAUCAUGCGAAAAAGGUGGGGUUCUACCACAAAUCCUAUUCUAGUCUCUAAACCCACGUGUGACCGCAUGUGAUCAGCGAAUAAUCAUGUUGAUAAAUACAAACCAU
Molecule: messenger RNA, 3790 nt
Organism: Branchiostoma floridae (Florida lancelet)
Lineage: Eukaryota; Metazoa; Chordata; Leptocardii; Amphioxiformes; Branchiostomatidae
Product: galactose-3-O-sulfotransferase 2-like
Exons: 6
Coding region: 1022-2254 (410 amino acids)
Biological process (GO): glycolipid biosynthetic process
Cellular component (GO): membrane
Molecular function (GO): galactosylceramide sulfotransferase activity
Source: RefSeq, a predicted model, not a curated record